This is a messenger RNA of Scaptodrosophila lebanonensis, 2606 nucleotides long. It is a transcript of the gene twisted, whose product is annotated as protein O-mannosyl-transferase 2. Gene Ontology annotation, biological process: protein O-linked glycosylation via mannose. Gene Ontology annotation, molecular function: dolichyl-phosphate-mannose-protein mannosyltransferase activity. NCBI's taxonomy places the organism in Eukaryota, Metazoa, Arthropoda, Insecta, Diptera, Drosophilidae. The transcript is spliced from 12 exons. Gene Ontology annotation, cellular component: endoplasmic reticulum; membrane. The record is from RefSeq and is a predicted model, not a curated record. The coding region runs from base 1 to 2121 and encodes 706 amino acids.
AUGGUUACAGAUACGAAAAGCGACAAUAAGCAAGGCGGACACAUUGACUUACCGAAUUUUAAUGGAAUACGCUGGUGGGCGUUAUUUGGUGCUGUUUGCUUGGCAACUCUCUGUACACGCUUUUACAAAGUAACAGAACCCGAUCAUAUAUGCUGGGAUGAAACACACUUUGGUAAAAUGGGCAGCUGGUAUAUAAAUCGAACAUUUUUUUUCGACGUGCAUCCACCAUUAGGGAAAAUGCUGAUUGGGCUAUCUGGUUAUUUGACCGGUUACAAUGGAAAGUUUGCAUUCGAAAAACCUGGCGACAAAUAUAAUGAGACCCGUUAUCAAGGAAUGAGAUAUUUCUGCACUACCCUCGGUGCAUUGAUAAUUCCAAUUGGAUUCGAUACGGUCUAUGAUUUGACAGGAUCAAACGAGGCAGCUCUGUUAGCUGCUGCUUUCUUAGUUUUUGAUGUUGGACUGCUAACUCUUAAUCAGUAUAUUCUGUUAGACCCCAUUUUGCUCUUCUUCAUGAUGGGCUCCGUUUGGGGCAUGGUAAAAAUAACAAAGGCUACAGCCAGAGGGUUAUCAUAUACAUGGAAGUGGUGGUUCUGGCUCUGGAUCACGGGCACAAUGUUGGCAUGUACUAUAAGUGUAAAGUUUGUUGGGUUAUUUGUGGUCCUUCUGGUUGGAUUACACACUGCAAGUGAAUUGUGGUUUAUACUUGGAGACCUUAGGCAACCAAUAAUCGAGACGCUUAAGCAGACAACUUGCCGUGCUUUUGCAUUGAUUCUUUGGCCGAUUUUUCUCUACACAGUCUUCUUUUACAUCCACUUGAGGGUUCUCAACCACAGCGGAAAUGGCGAUGGUUUUUACAGUUCUGCUUUCCAGUCUCAACUUGUUGGAAAUUCAUUGUACAAUGCUAGCAUGCCGCGCGAUGUAGCUUUUGGCGCAGUUGUAACAAUUAAAAAUCAUAAAACAGGAGGCGGAUAUUUACAUUCUCAUUUCCAUCUCUAUCCGAAGGGAGUGGGGGCCAGACAGCAACAGGUUACAACAUAUACUCACAAAGAUGAUAAUAACAAAUGGCUUAUUAAGUCGUAUAAUAAAUCCUCAGGCCGGGAACCACAGCUGGUUCAACACGGCGAUCUAAUCCGACUAGAACACUUGACAACCCGGCGCAAUUUACACUCACAUAAUGAGCCAGCACCCAUGACCAAAAAGCAUUUACAAGUUACUGGCUAUGGAGAGUCUGGUAUGGGAGAUUCUAACGACAUUUGGCGUGUUUUCAUCAUUGGAGGGAAAGCAAAUGACACCAUUCAGACGAUAACAUCAAAGUUGAUCUUUGUGCACUACCUUCAAAACUGUGCACUAACAUCAAGUGGUAAACAACUUCCAAAAUGGGGAUUUGAACAGCAGGAAGUGACCUGUAACCUAAACAUCCGUGAUAAAAAUGCCCAAUGGAAUGUAGAGGGCAAUCAACACUUCAAACUUCCAAGUGUAAAUUUCAGUGCAUACGCGCCUGGUUUUUUUGACCGCUUCUUUGAGUCUCACGCGGUCAUGUUACAGGGUAACGCUGGGCUUAAGCCCAAGGAUGGAGAAAUUACAAGUCGACCUUGGCAAUGGCCCAUUAACUAUCGAGGACAAUUUUUUUCUGGCAGUACUUACCGAAUUUACCUUCUCGGAAAUCCAAUAAUAUGGUGGACCAAUUUAGUGUUCUUGAUGUUGUUUAUCUACGUUUUCCUUUGUAAUACUAUUACGGAACGUCGAAAAGGCCAUGAUGGAGUUUCACUUCCUUAUACCAUACAAAAAAUGAGAACGCGCUCUUUGAAAGCAGCUUCGUGGCUUUUUGUGGGGUGGCUGAUUCAUUAUUUGCCAUUCUGGGCUAUGGGCCGUGUACUUUAUUUCCACCAUUAUUUUCCGGCACUCAUCUUUAAUUCAAUGCUUUCUGGAGUAAUGUUCAAUUAUAUGAUAAAACAAUUAGAAAGGUGGAUGCAACACGUUUUGUUCGGUAUUUUUUUAUCCAUGGUCAUCUACAGUUUUUUAUUAUUUUCACCCUUGGCUUAUGGAAUGAAUGGACCCUUUGCUAAUGAACCUAACUCGACUAUGCACAGCCUUAAGUGGCUUUCUUCGUGGGAGUUCUAAGUAAAAUAAUUAUUAUAUUAUAUUAUAUUAUGUAUGUUUGGUCCAGCAGUCAACGCAUCAUAAAUCAUAAAAUUGUAACUUAAAGUUUGAGUAGCAUUGCUCUGCGCAGCAUGAGUGUUUCUUAACGUAGUUAUCACACCACACUUGUUUGUUUGUACGCACUCAGCUACUUUCGUUGUUCUUUCUUUUGCUCAUUUGCCUUCUGCACAGAUUUAAUUAUGCUGCUGCAGUUUGUGCACAGUCAGUUGAUAUUUCGUCUUCAAAGAAGCAAGUUGCUAUUUCGUCGUUUUGGAAGUCAGCUGUCGUUGCUACUUCACCUAUUUCUUUGAACAGUAUCGAACUCGGCAGCGCGUGGCAAUACCCUUUUCGUUUUCGUAUAUGUAUAUUGUGUCUGGCUCGAGCGCACGGCCAUCGAAGGGCCGCUUGCAUCGCACACAAUAUAAAACAUUUAAUAAACGCGCCUGCAACCGCAUUUGAAUUUUGAA